GCCCAUCAAUUUCAUCCCGGUGCGAUCGGAGGAUCAUGAAGCUCACAGUCCCCAACCCGGGCCUGGAUGACAGGAUCGCGUCCCACCAGCAGCUGGACAAGCUGGAGCAGGACGAGGCGGGAGACAGGCCCAAAUGGGAGAACAAGGCGCAGUACAUGCUGACCUGCGUGGGCUUCUGUGUGGGACUGGGAAACGUCUGGCGCUUCCCCUAUUUGUGUCAGAGUCAUGGAGGAGGGGCGUUUAUGAUCCCCUUCCUAAUCCUGCUGGUUCUUGAGGGAAUCCCUCUCCUGCAUCUCGAGUUUGCCGUGGGUCAGCGUUUGAGGGCAGGCAGUUUGGGAGUGUGGUCCUCCAUUCAUCCUUACUUAAGCGGGAUCGGUAUCGCCUCCAUGUGUGUAUCUCUGACCAUCAGCCUGUACUACAACACCAUCAUUGCUUGGAUUCUUUGGUACUUCUUCAACUCAUUUCAAGACCCUUUGCCUUGGAGUCACUGUCCAAUGAAUGAAAACUUAACAGGCCUGGUCUCGGAGUGUGCAAGCAGCUCCCCAGUGGACUAUUUUUGGUACAGGGAGACGCUGAACACAACGGCGAGCAUUGUGGAUGAUGGCGGCAUCCAAUGGUGGACGUUGUUAUGUCACAUAUGCGCCUGGUCGGUGCUCUACGUCUGCAUCGUGCGUGGUAUCGAGACCACCGGCAAGGCUGUAUACGUGACUUCAACUCUGCCAUACGUGGUGCUGACCAUCUUUCUGAUCAGAGGACUGACGCUGAAGGGAUCUUUGAGUGGACUCAAGUUUCUUUUCACACCUGAUCUCGCAGAGCUGGCUAAGCCUUCAACGUGGAUGAACGCAGGCGCUCAGGUCUUCUACUCCUUCUCGCUGGCUUUUGGAGGCCUCAUCUCCUUCUCCAGCUACAACUCAGUACAUAACAACUGUGAACAGGACGCGGUGAUCAUCUCGAUCAUUAACGGCAUCACAUCUGUGUUCGCCGCUACGGUCAUCUACACCGUCAUCGGCUUCAGGGCAACUGAGCGAUUUGACGCCUGCAUUGACGGGAACAUCCUGACUCUCCUAAAUACCUUUGACCUUCCUGAGGGACACAUCAUUGACAGCAACUACACUGAGGCGUUACGGCAUCUCAAUGCAACACAUCCGGAUGUGAUUCAAGGGCUGAAUCUUGCCACUUGUGAUCUGAAUACGUUUCUCAGUGAGGGAAUUGAAGGAACCGGUUUGGCGUUCAUCGUGUUCACAGAGUCCAUCAUUAAGAUGCCCUUCUCGCCGCUGUGGUCGGUCCUCUUCUUCGUCAUGCUCUUCAGCCUCGGCCUGUCGUCCAUGUUUGGGAACAUCGAAGGAGUUGUGGUACCUCUGCAAGACCUCAACGUUUUUCCCAAGAGGUGGCCCAAAGAAGCCGUCACCGGUGUGACGUGUGUGCUCUGCUGUCUGGUGGGCCUGAUCUUUGUCCAAGGCUCAGGGAACUAUUGGCUUUCUUUAUUCGACACCUAUGGAGGAUCAAUCCCACUGCUGGUCAUCGGAUUCUGUGAGAUGAUCUCGGUGGUUUACAUAUACGGAAUAGAUAGGUUCAAUGAAGACAUCGAGUUCAUGAUUGGACACAAACCCAACAUCUUCUGGCAGGCGACGUGGCGAUUCAUCAGUCCGCUCAUCAUGAUCUUCAUCUUAAUCUUUUACUUCGUCACCAAAGUUUCAGAAAAGAUCUUUUAUAAAGCCUGGGAUCCUGAAUAUGAGAAAUUCCCAAUUCUGGAGGAGAAGUUGUAUCCACCGUGGAUCUAUGUGAUCAUCUUCAUCGUGGCAGGCAUCCCCAGUAUUGCUAUACCUUUCAUUGCACUGUUUAAAUGUUUAAGGGCAAAGAAGAAGUCAAAGCUGCGCGUUUAAAUGAAUGGCAAACCCGACUGAUCACAUGCUUCAUAGUCUUCAUUUCAAUCUAUUUUCAAACACUAUAUACACGUAUUGCUUCCAAUGCUAUGAAUUCAUCUUUCAAUGUGUAUAUUGUACAACUAAACUACAGUAGGGCUUUAUGGUGUUGUAGCUCUGUGUCCAGCAGGGGUCAGUAUUGAGAUUUGUUAAGCGUAUUUUUGAGGCGUGUCAAUCAUUGCUGUUUAUUUUCUGUAUUUUUUCCCCAGUAAUUAUUUGAAUCUUUAAUUUUGCAGUGUGUUUUAUUCAUGUACUUUGUAUUAAAAAUGUGGAUGUUUUUAAUGUGUACUGUAUUAAAAAAAAAUGUAAUAAACUUUUGUGCACGUGUC
This is a messenger RNA of Phyllopteryx taeniolatus (common seadragon), 2251 nucleotides long. It is a transcript of the gene slc6a19b, whose product is annotated as solute carrier family 6 member 19b. The coding region runs from base 36 to 1883 and encodes 615 amino acids. The transcript is spliced from 12 exons. The record is from RefSeq and is a predicted model, not a curated record. Lineage: Eukaryota; Metazoa; Chordata; Actinopteri; Syngnathiformes; Syngnathidae. Gene Ontology annotation, cellular component: membrane. Gene Ontology annotation, biological process: sodium ion transmembrane transport.